AUGGGGGAAAUAAGAGGUCCGCCCAGGGAGAGCCCCCUGUCCCUGGCUUCAUCGAACAUCCAGAGAUUCGGUCUCUGCGAUCCUGAGGAAACGGCGACGGAGAUAUUUUCCGACAGAGCGACGUUGGUGGCGCCUCAUGAUCAAUAUGAUGAUAUAGACCCAGUGAUCACCGUUUAUUAUAACGUGACGCUACAAGAAAAUGUGGAUUACCAUUGCAUAAUUUUUCAAGCGAAGAAAGAACUUAACAUUCCUGGGACGCCACUCAUCAAGGUCCGUCGUAUGUGUCCGGAUCGUGAGAACUCUUGCACCAGCCAAGGAGGAAGACGUCAAGCCUUAUAUUAUUAUGUAAUGAUUAAGUUCAAACAUAUUUGCACGUUCAGCGUGAAUGCUUAUGCAUUUUCUUCGUCCUGCGGCAUCGACAACUCUCCAACAACGCACGUGCACGAAGGCUUGACCACGAUAGAGACUUAUCCAUGGCUCGGCUUCCUCUAUUACCAACAACAUAAUAAAAUGUGGACGACAGCAGUGGUGCUCGUCACCAAGCAAAUAGCGCUCGCCACAGCCGAUGAAGUUGACAAAAUACCCAAACAUAACUUCAGAAGUAAUCCACAAUUUAUGCCCAGGUCCCAAGCGAGAGUGGUGAUCGGUAACAACUGUUCGGGACCAAGCUAUGGCGUAAGCGACUACAACUACCAUCCGGACUUCUCCUCAGAAAAGUUCAGCACUCUCGCCAUGAUACAGCUGGACAUUGAGGGCGUCCAACCGAUUGAAAAGUUGCGACCAAUUUGUCCGCCUCCAACUCAUUUUAAAGAUCAAGAAUUUUACGCAAUGGUGUUGUCUGAUAGAUGCAGUAAAUCCAGAAUUAGAAUACACAAAAUGAAAUAUGUGGCGCCUGAACAAUGCAAAUCUUAUUACAGGCGAAGUGGGGUUGACGUCGAGGCGACGUGGCCCUCCUUUACGGCGUGUGCGCAGAGUACAAGAGGAGGAAACUGCGUGUGGCGGAGUGGUGCUAUACUUGUGGUCAAAGUGGGACGCCGUUGGAGACUGUUGGGCUUUGGUAUCUACGGUCCUGGUUGUCAGUCACCAGCGAGGUUCAUGGACUAUGGCAAAUACCACGAAUGGGUGACGGGCAACGUCGAAAGGAUGGGCAAGCCUGCCAUUACCACGGUCGCGGAUAACUACAUCAUCAUGAGGAGAAACGGAUUACCUGAUGGUAAGCAAUCGGCGCCGCCCAUGGACACUCACAAUACUAAAGAAGUUACGAGUGCAUUUGCAUGCACAUGCAUGUCCGGCCAACUCCAGCGGUUUGGUCAUUGCGAUAGCGAGGAGCAAAAGCAUGAGGCAUACACUGACUAUACGCAUGUCAGAAGUGGAAAAGGAAUCUUCAAUUAUAAUAUCUCCUUGUAUGGCGAUGCCGACUAUCCUUGCAUUGAGUUCAAAGCGAACCACAUGCUCACAGCUGGAAAAACACCUAAGAUACGUUUACGCCAAUGGUGCCUUAGAGAUUACGUAGAUCUGGAUUCAUAUGCUGACAAAAUAAGAGGAUUAAUAUGCUUUAAUGGAUUUCAAUACGGGGAGGCACAUUUUAAUGUAGAAGUAACUUAUGAAAGUGAAUUAUAUUUUUACGUAACCAUCUACAGAAGUUCAUAUGUAAAGGUUUUAGAGCCCAAAAAGAUGUUGGCUCAUAUGAAUACAAUAUGGCAAUACCCGACUAUACCUUCUGCAGAAGACACCUUUGAUCAAUACCAAACAUUACUAGGAGAUCCAAAGAAUCCUUGGUUCUUGACAAAUGAGGAUGUGGACAAUAUUCUUGGUAUUACAACAACAACGACGACGACGACGACGACGACGACGACAACAACAACAACAACAACAACAACAACAACGACAACAGAAUUAAGUUUAGAAUUUAUAAACCUCACUUUUCCUGAUAACUUCACUUUCUAUCCAGAAUACCGAAGGACCUACAAAACGAAAGGAAAGAAAUAA
This is a messenger RNA of Spodoptera exigua (beet armyworm), 1989 nucleotides long. Lineage: Eukaryota; Metazoa; Arthropoda; Insecta; Lepidoptera; Noctuidae. The record is from the annotation of a GenBank genome assembly.